This is a messenger RNA of Recurvomyces mirabilis, 2430 nucleotides long. RefSeq lists its product as uncharacterized. Gene Ontology annotation, molecular function: ATP binding; protein serine/threonine kinase activity. NCBI's taxonomy places the organism in Eukaryota, Fungi, Ascomycota, Dothideomycetes, Mycosphaerellales, Teratosphaeriaceae. The record is from RefSeq and is a predicted model, not a curated record. The transcript has a single exon. Gene Ontology annotation, cellular component: cytoplasm. Gene Ontology annotation, biological process: protein phosphorylation. The coding region runs from base 1 to 2430 and encodes 809 amino acids.
AUGUCGAGAGAGGAGCUAAGGAUGCAUGCCGAGAACAUGUUGCGAGCUGCUACAGCAGGUCGCGCCGGACACCCAUCAACAUCGGCCGGAUCACCCUUACGUUUGGAUCUGGAUAGAGGCCAGCUCAACCAAACAGCCGAAGACUUGCCACGGUCGAUGGUGGACACGUCGAAAGAAGUCUACGUGCCAACAGCGGCGAGUCUUCCAUCGUAUCAUAGCAGAGCCUCGGACGCCGACGAGCGAGUUCUGAUGAGAGGUUCGAACUCCGCCACCAGCAAUGAUACUGCCAGACUGCGGAAACUCAAUCUUCAACGAGAAGUCGACCAGGCAAAUGCCGCCACCCGAGUGCGUAAUACAAGCGGACUAUUCAGAGAUGCCAGCUCGACAGACUUACUGUUCUUGAUUGACGCGACCAACUCCAUGAAGCCUUACAUCGACAGCGCCAAACAACAAGUUCGGUCAAUCGUUUCUGACAUUAAAGAAGCAUUUCUGAACCAGGCUGAGGUUCGUGUUGCGACUGUUGUAUACAGAGAUCACAAUGCAAAGCCGAACACUGAAUUUCUCGACUUCACCACCUCAGUAGACGAAGUGUGGCAGUUUCUGGACGGUAUACGCACUGCAUGGGGCAAAGACUUUCCUGAAGACGUUCUUGGCGGUCUUCAGCAAGCGCUGAAUGCUUCAUGGAGACAACAUACACGAUGCAUCAUCCACAUUGGGGAUGCACCACCGCAUGGAAGUCAGCUUCACGAUUUCGCCCCACAACUCGACGACUACCAUGUCAUGGGUAGCGAACCCCAUCACUUGACUCACGGACCGCUUCUCAGGCGGUUGAUCCAGCUUAACAUCAACUAUGCCCUCCUGCGCAUCACGUCCCACACCAAUAGAAUGGCAUUGGUCUGGGCCUGUGCGUACGGUGCUGGCAAUGGUAAACUUCACCCGAGCAAUGAGUACUUUGGCGAGACAGGCAUAAGCGCAGUCAACGGUCUUCGCGAGGGCAGCAGUGAAAGACGCUCUGCCACGGGCGUCAGUCCUCAAUUUGAGGAAUUAGAGCUCGGCACCACAUACAGCAGCAUUCGGCAUCUUGUGCUUGGGAGUGUGACGAGCUCUUUCUCGAGGACUGUUGGACGGCUCUCGAUGGCGCUCGGAUCACCUGACAGAAGCAGUGGCAUGCGAUCCCCAACCCGCCAGGCGGGUAACGACUUCAACGCAAUACAAGAAGAGGGCCAUAGCAGCGGCUCUGGCCAUGGUAGUGGCUCCGAGGAUGGCACACAACUCUCACUUGAGACGGAUCCUCCGCAGUGGGCAACUCCUGGGUGGCUUGAUACGACUCUGGAAGUCCAAGGCUUUUGUCCAGCCACGCUAGUGCACGGCGCCAGUACUCUCAACGAUAUGUUAGCUGGCGAUGAACACAUCAAGCUUAGUGUCAUAGAUCUGACAGUGAAGGCUCGCUCGCAGGCUUUCAAUCACGGCGCUCUACGAAAGGCAUCGUACGCUCGAACCACUGCCUCGACUAGUCACUUUGUGCUCAAGUCAUUCAUCAGAGAGGGACACGGUCGCGCUUACGUGAUCGAAGAUAUGCGGAUGCAAGCUCUGUGUAAAGCUUUCGCCCUCGAAUUCAACAGUCUGGUGCAGAUCGACCCACCGCUUGACUUCAUAGUCACCUCGUCGCUCGAAAAGAAGAGGUCACAGCCGGCGGAUCGAGAUGCGAAGCAUUUCUCUCUCGAACCAUUUCUUGACGGGAACUACGUAAAGUAUAACGACAACUUUGCUGGUGUCAACGCAGAGUUGGCCGAAGAUCCCUUCAAUCAGUCGGCGCAAGCAUUCUCCCACUUCACCUUCGAAAGAUCAUUUGGCAAUCUGCUUGUGAAUGAUCUGCAGGGAGUAAAUCACUUGCUCACCGACCCAAGCAUACAGACCAAGAAUCCGAUGAGGUUCAAGCUCUCGCAGACCAAUCUCCACGAGGACGGCUUCAAGCUCUUCUUCACUACCCACCAAUGCAAUACUGUUUGCGAGAGGCUUGAGCUCAAAAGCAGGAAAGAAAUGUUCAUGACAGGCAUCUUCGAGUAUCGUGAACGCUGGCCCACAAUGGAGCCAACGGUAUCCUGCUCGAACCUCUUCUGCCGUAGCAUCCUACCCCUCACCGACGCAGUACAGGCGAGCGAGUAUCCCGGCACGAGCUGGUGCCGCGACUGUUAUGAGCAGCUGAUGACCUCCAAAACUUCAUGGAUCUGUAUGGCGCCUGGACCGAAUCAUCAAUUCGUCGUCAACCAAUUCUAUAGUGAAUCGCAAGGCAAACUGCCGCCGCGCAAGUGUCCGGAGCACACCGACAGGGAACGAACAGGCUCGAGCGCGGCGGCGAUAGGUGGGAGUCUUUGGGCGAGGAUGAGACCACCAGAGCCAACUGGUACGAUCUCAAGCAGAGCGUGGUAA